This is a messenger RNA of Electrophorus electricus (electric eel), 1195 nucleotides long. It is a transcript of the gene tma16, whose product is annotated as translation machinery associated 16 homolog. NCBI's taxonomy places the organism in Eukaryota, Metazoa, Chordata, Actinopteri, Gymnotiformes, Gymnotidae. The record is from RefSeq and is a predicted model, not a curated record. Gene Ontology annotation, cellular component: nucleus.
AACCGAUGUGUGUAAACACCACGACUGUCCCCCAAAAACGCGACACGUGCGCUCAGCCGAUUUCAAACAGCAGAAAUGCCAAAAGCAGCAAAAGGGAAGGGAGCGGUGGAGAAAAAGGUGGUGCAUCCAUACAGCAGGAAAGCAGGGUACCUGGCCAGAGCAGCUAUCAAACAAGAAAGAAAAGAAAAGUUAAAAAGUGAAAAAGCCCAGCGUUUAAAUAUAAUUAGGGAAAAGCUGUUGUGGUUCCAAAAUCAGUUGGCCACUGACAAGCUAGAAUAUUCUAAGGAAGAUGCUUGUGAGAUCAUCGAGAGGUAUCUGCACCGCUUUGAUGGAGAGCUGGAGCAGAUCGAGCUGGCGAACAGUAUCAAAGGCCGGCAGGGGCGGCUCCACGGCUCCAGGGAGGCCGCCGUGAAGCAGACGAUCGAGAGAGAGAGGGCCCAGUACGAGGGCGCUGGCUUUGAGAUCCCAGAUAUAAUGAACUCGAAACAUCUAAAAACAUUCAGGGAGUGGAAUGGCGACCUGAAGAAACUGCCCAACAUCAAGAUGCGGAAGGUUUCAGCAAAAAGGUCAGACAGCAAAUGUACUGCAGCACAAAAGUUGCACGCUGAGGAAGAGGAGUAUAUGAGUGGUGAGGAAGAUAAGACAUCUCUGGACUCCGAUGAACUUCUGGAAGACAACCUCCAGUCUAUCACAUUGUGAAGUGAGGCCAUGCAGCUAUCUUGUUCAGUAUGGAUGACUAUCUCUAUAAAGUGGAAAAGAGUGAGUUGCUAAUGGACCUUGAGGUUUUUCAGUAACAGUGUUUUCGUUCCUCUCAGCCAACGAAUCCCUCCAGGACUUCACCAUUAAACCUAGGGAUGAGUAGCUCAUCAUUUACUUUGAUGGGCAAAGUUAUUUUUGACAAAUCAAGAUUAGUUACAGGAGCUGAAAACACUCCAGGCAGACAAAUUAUGCGUAAGAUUGUCCAACACGCACAGUGCCAAUAAAAUGUAUAGAGACAUUAAAAUAAAAAAUGAGAAAGAAAUGAGACUGAUUAUAUUUCUGUGAAAAUGUACCAGGGUAGCUUCCUGCAUAAGAACAGAAACAAACAUGCUUUUGUGAAUCCUUAAGCAACAUCAUUUACAUUUUGUAUAAUUAAAUUGUCACCGAAAUCUAUUAUGGGCAGCAUAAAAUUAAAUAUUUCUAAAAUGUAUGUAUA